UAUGAUUAGUGUGGUAGUAUGCCGUUCCGACAGCCCAUGAAAACGUAGUAACUGCGCGACAGGUUUUGUGUUUUAAAGGAGAGCGGUCAUGGACAGUAACGCUGUGGUAAAAGUGGGCGCGAUGGCGAGCGCCACUGUGUGCGCGUUGUUCGGCGGAAUCGUGUUCGCGCAGUACAUUUUCACCAAAAAACAGAGAGCAGGCAAGAAAACCAAGAUAAUCGAAAUGAUGCCGGAGUUUGAGAAGAACACGGUUCACAUCAGAGACCCUGAGCGGGUGGAGCAGAUCAUCUGCAGUCUCAUUAAGGGUGGAGCAUCUAAACUGCAGAUCAUCACAGAUUUUGAUAUGACGUUAACCAGGUUUGCUGUAAACGGAAGGCGCUGCCCAACAUGUCAUAAUGUUAUUGACAAUUGCAAGCUGGUUACUGAAGAUUGUAGGAAGAUGCUGCUGAAGCUUAAGGAGACAUAUUACCCUAUAGAGAUAGACCCUCAUCUGACCAUGGAGGAGAAAUAUCCGUUUAUGGUGGAGUGGUAUUUUAAGUCACACACGUUAUUAGUGGAGCAGAAAUUGCAGAGGACCAAACUCCCCGAGGUGGUGCGAGAAUCAGACAUUUGUCUCAGGGAAGGUUACGAGCAGUUCUUUGAUCGGCUGCAGCAGCACGUCGUUCCCGUGUUCAUCUUCUCGGCGGGUCUGGGAGACGUGCUGGAGGAAGUGAUCAGACAGGCUGGUGUCUACCACCCCAACAUCAAAGUCGUGUCCAACUUCAUGGACUUUGAUGAGAACGGUGUUUUGAAAGGCUUUAAAGGAGAACUGAUCCAUGUUUACAAUAAGCAUGAUGGCGCUCUGAGGAACACCGAGUACUUCAAACAACUGAAGGACAAUGGCAACAUUAUUCUGCUUGGAGACUCACUUGGUGAUCUCAACAUGGCAGACGGCGUGCCCAACGUGGAAAACAUCCUCAAGAUCGGCUUUCUCAAUGAUAAGGUAGAAGAACGGUUGGAAAAGUACAUGGACUCUUAUGAUAUUGUCCUAGUGAGGGAUGAAACUCUUGAAGUGCCUAAUUCAAUUCUGCAGAAGAUCUUAUAAUUGAUGCCACAGCACAGCCUGCUGGGAUAAGACUCAAAUUCCAGGAUUUUCCGAGUCUCCUGGAUAAAACCAGCACCGAGGCAAAGCUCCUUCUGUCUGCACGCCUCACAAGUCAUAUAUAUACAUCCUGUGACCUUUUUAAAGUCAAGUUCUGUCUUCAUAAUGAACUAUUUUAAUAAACACCCUGCCGUUGUUGCAUCUCGGUGUUAUCAAAUAUCAAAAGAAAAGAAAAUUAUUGUUUGCUGUAUUUUUGAUAUGGAAACUUUGUAUUUAGUGUUUGCAAUAAAUGUAAGGAUGGUGCACACUGCAGAUGGAAGCCCAACAGAUGUUUCAUGUUCAUGAUCGUUCUUCACAUGAUGUGCACUUUUAAAAUCGUAAGAGCUGUUACAGUUCUCAUGGAACUUUAUAUUUCAUGUGAGUAUGCAUGCUGCAUGCACAGAAAAAAAUAAAAGCAAUACUACUACAUGUUUUAUGUUACAGUACUACCUUGGUGCGUUUUGUCCUGUGAAAAUGUUUUGUCAUCAUAAUCGAUCAAACUGCUUUUGGUGUUCAAAUUUGCACUACCUCCUGAUCACUUGUGAAGUGGGCAAUAAAAUUAGUUUCUCAUGAGUA
Messenger RNA from Myxocyprinus asiaticus (Chinese sucker), 1696 nucleotides. RefSeq names its product cytosolic 5'-nucleotidase 3-like. Gene Ontology annotation, cellular component: cytoplasm. The record is from RefSeq and is a predicted model, not a curated record. Gene Ontology annotation, molecular function: 5'-nucleotidase activity; magnesium ion binding. Bases 89 to 1084 code for a protein of 331 amino acids. The transcript has 9 exons. NCBI's taxonomy places the organism in Eukaryota, Metazoa, Chordata, Actinopteri, Cypriniformes, Catostomidae.